Elephantulus edwardii (Cape elephant shrew) is the source of this 699-nucleotide messenger RNA. It is a transcript of the gene CHLSN, whose product is annotated as chromosome unknown open reading frame, human C7orf50. NCBI's taxonomy places the organism in Eukaryota, Metazoa, Chordata, Mammalia, Macroscelidea, Macroscelididae. The transcript is spliced from 5 exons. The coding region runs from base 1 to 699 and encodes 232 amino acids. The record is from RefSeq and is a predicted model, not a curated record.
AUGGCGCUGACCCCCAGGAAGCUUCAGCCCAGCCUAGUGGGGGCCCCUGGUCAGCGACGGAGUCCUCAUAGCCAACACUGCCUUACACAGAAGGUGCACAGUCUCCCAGGCCCAUGGACCCUGCGCUCGGGCAGCACCCGCGAGGACACCCAAGGCCCCGGGUGCUGGGACCCCGAGACGGCCACUGUCCCUGUCCUCCAGGAGCUCACGUGUCAGGCUGGCUCUGAGGCCAGCCCAGCACCUUCCCUGUCCACCGAGGAGCAGCGGGCCCUGGAGCGGAAGUUGAAGAAGGAACGGAAGAAGGAAGAGAAGCGCCGUCUGCGGGAAGCGGGGAGCUGUCCUGCCCGGAAGACCCCUGCUCCACGGAUCCCCACUGACCCCACACCACCGUCCUCAGGGGCCACACUGGCCCUCGACUACCUCUGUGGUUGGGCCCAGAAGCGCCAGGACUGGAAGUUCCAGAAGACGAGACAGACGUGGCUCCUGGUCCACAUGUACAAUCCCGACAAGGUCCCAGAUGAGCACUUCCCCACUCUGCUGGCCUACCUGGAGGGGCUGAAGGGCCAAGCUCGAGAGCUGACAGUGCAGAAGGCUGAGGCCCAGAUGCAGGCGUUGGGUGAGGGGGCCACCGACGGCCAGGACUCCCUCCUGCUAGGACAGGCCCACCGCCUCCGCCAGGUGCUACAGCUCCUGUCCUAG